AUGACGCAGGACGCACGGCUUUUCUCGCCCUGCUCUUCCCUCCGAGGCGUCACACAUACUUCGGUUUUCAGAAUCUCUGGACACACCUCAGCCAACAUAACCAUGUCUGACUUCUCUGAAGAUCAAGUCCUUGAGUAUAAGGAGUCUUUCCUGCUGUUUGACAAAACUGGAGAUGGAAAGAUCAGCUAUUGCCAGUGUGGGGACGUCAUGCGUGCACUGGGGCAGAACCCUGUCAAUGCAGAGGUGCUCAAAGUUCUGGGUAACCCCAAGGCCGAGGAGAUGACCACCAAAAUGGUGAACUUUGAAGAGUUUUUGCCCAUGUUCCAAGCCAUUUGCAAGAACAAAGAUCAAGGUUCCAUGGAAGAUUUUGUUGAAGGCUUGCGUGUCUUUGAUAAGGAGGGCAAUGGAACAGUAAUGGGGGCUGAGCUUCGCCACGUUCUCACCACGCUAGGUGAGAAAAUGACAGAAGAGGAGGUGGAGAUGCUCUUGGCAGGACAUGAAGAUGCAAAUGGCUGCAUCAAUUAUGAAGCAUUUGUCCGUCACAUCCUGUCAGGCUGAGGCUGGUACGGGCAUUGGGUAUAUCAUGAAACUGGUCAGGAUGGUCAUGAACGGCUGAAGAUGACAAGAGUCUUACAUUUUAGAACUUCUUCUUUGCAUUUACCCUUUUAUAAGUCACAUCAUGAACCUUUCUAUACAUUUCCAAAUAUUCAUAUUUUUACUUAAUUUAAGUGCCUUGACAUUCCUUAGGUCACCAACUGACCCCACAAAACAUGUCUUUAUAUUUUGUGCAUGUUUUGUUUCAGUAACAGGGGCAGCACUUACUUUUACAAUUUGAAUCACAUGCUGUAGUUAUAACUGCCUUUGUACCCCUAGAUCAUAGAUCUAUGUACAGUAGGUAGCUACCUACCAUGUCACAGGUAAGCUGCCACACCAAAUUAUAUUGUAGAUUUAUACUGUUAAAGUCACACAAUCAUGAUGCAUUUUAAAUAGACCUCCAUAUUUUAAACUCACCCAUACGAUUUCUGCAUUUUAAAUAAAUGAGUCCUGAAAACCAA
Messenger RNA from Periophthalmus magnuspinnatus, 1055 nucleotides. RefSeq lists its product as uncharacterized. Gene Ontology annotation, molecular function: calcium ion binding; structural constituent of muscle. NCBI's taxonomy places the organism in Eukaryota, Metazoa, Chordata, Actinopteri, Gobiiformes, Gobiidae. The transcript has 7 exons. Bases 1 to 558 code for a protein of 185 amino acids. The record is from RefSeq and is a predicted model, not a curated record. Gene Ontology annotation, cellular component: myosin II complex.